Molecule: messenger RNA, 926 nt
Organism: Nilaparvata lugens (brown planthopper)
Lineage: Eukaryota; Metazoa; Arthropoda; Insecta; Hemiptera; Delphacidae
Product: soluble scavenger receptor cysteine-rich domain-containing protein SSC5D-like
Exons: 2
Coding region: 1-498 (165 amino acids)
Source: RefSeq, a predicted model, not a curated record
AUGGAGUCAUCACAGUCUAAUGGAGUCAUCACAGUGAUGAUGGGUCCUGCUUCAGCCAUAAUGAACCGCCUCACCGUGCUGGGAGCUCCAUCAAUCCAGCAGGGACUACAAAUAAUCCAGGGUCACCCCACUACCGCCAGUCAUCCAACCACCACCACCAGUCAUCCAGCCACCACCAGUCAUCCAGCCGCCGCCAAUCAUCCAACCACCACCAAUCAUCCAACCGCCAUCACCAGUCAUCCAACCACUGCCACCAGUCACCCCACCACCACCAGUCAUCCAACCGCCGCCAGCCACCCCACCACAUUCAGUCAUCCAGCCACCGUGAAUCAUCCAACCGCCACCAAUCAUCCAACCACCGCCACCAGUCAUCCAACUGCUGCCACCAGACACCCCACCGCCGCCAGGCCAGUCACCCCACCGACAGCAGCCAUCCCACCAUCAACAAUCAACCCGACGCAGCUGGCAAUCAUCCCAAUGGCCUCAAUUUGGCAGUAGCCCCUUAUCCCACCAAUCAGCUUCACCACAGGAUCCAAUAAUGCAAACUUUCACAAGGAACUGGGUGAUCCCUAGAGUUCCCACGCCUCCCAUGCCUCUCGAGAACUGGGAGCUAGCAAACUCAGAGGAGAACCCUAGGAAUUGGGGAUUGCUGAAUUCUGGUCAAAACCAGACUCCAACGCCAGCUUCCCUUCACAAGAAUUGGAGUCCCUAGCCCGGAUUGAGCUGUGGGAGAAUAAGGAGGAGAUAGUUAUCCUCAGGUUUACAAUGCAGUUGAACCUGAGGAUAAUCCACCUCCUCCUUACAACCCUGAGUGGGGAGUUGCCUUCAGAGACAGAAAACAGCAAGCAGGCAGUCCCCCACCUGCCAAGGAGAUUUUAGAUUAUGAAAUGGAUGAAGAGGUUCGGUUGGAUGAAGCAGCUGGGACA